Messenger RNA from Helianthus annuus (common sunflower), 2658 nucleotides. RefSeq names its product pentatricopeptide repeat-containing protein At1g74900, mitochondrial. The record is from RefSeq and is a predicted model, not a curated record. Gene Ontology annotation, molecular function: protein binding. Lineage: Eukaryota; Viridiplantae; Streptophyta; Magnoliopsida; Asterales; Asteraceae. The transcript is spliced from 5 exons. Bases 505 to 1986 code for a protein of 493 amino acids.
AAAAAAACUGCCAGACCAAAACGCCCCGCUUUGGCCAAAGCGGGGCGCUUCGGUACGAGGUCGCUGGGCCGGACAUGAAGUGACAUGCACAACCUUUGUCUGUUGACGUUAAUCCAAAGCGCCCCGUUUGGGUGUGUGAAUAGACCAAGUGUGUGUGUGAAUAGAUCCAUCCUUCUCAAAUUAUAUCAAACCCUCCUCCAACAAAACCUACGGCAUCUACCUUCACCCUGACGCCGACGACCACCUACGCAACGCCGGCGACCACUUUUACGAUCCUUACAUCAGUGUUUUGAUAUUAGGGUUUGUCAAAUCUGUGUGAUUUUGGAUGACUUCUGCCAUUGAAACAAACAAGAGCAACAAACAAGAAUUCUAUGCCUAUCCUUGUUCUAAUUGGUGGUGAAAGAAGGCAUUGAAGAAGAUUGGCAGGCAAGGGCAACCACAUAAAACUGUUACUUGUUGACAGAUUGUUCUUUGCAAUUUCUAAAAUGCUCUGAUUGGGACGAAAUGUUGUCACCUCUCCACAAGCUUCACAUCAGGAAUCCUACCUUUCUUGUAUGUUCUGUGAAAUUGUCAUUCUACUACAACCUCACCACCAUCACGCCUCCUGCAGAUGAUGAUGAUGCCUCCAGCCUUUCUAACCUCAUCCUAAAGUUAGACCCACAAGCUCUAACCCAUAAUUUAGAAUUCAACUCAGUCACCUGGACGCCGGACCUAGUGAACAAGAUCUUAAAACACCUAUGGAACCAUGGCCCCAAAGCCAUCCAAUUCUUUAACCUUCUUGAACGCCACCCCACAUACACCCACUCCGCUGCCUCAUUUGACCAUGCCAUUGACAUUGCUGCCCGAUUGCGCAACUACAAGACCGUAUGGGCACUUGUUGCCCGAAUGCGGAAACGAAGGGUUGGUCCAAACCCUAAAACAUUCGCCAUUAUAACCGAACGGUAUGUAUCUGCUGGAAAACCCGACAAAGCCGUUAGAGUUUUCUUGUCGAUGCAGGAGUAUGGCUGUCAACAAGAUCUGAAUAGCUUUAACACGUUUCUUGAUGUUUUAUGCAAGUCUAGACGAGUUGAAAUGGCGUAUAACUUGUUUAAGGUUUUAAAGAGAAGAUUUAGAGCUGACACGAUCAGUUAUAACAUAAUUGCAAAUGGUUUUUGUUUGUUAAAGCGAACACCUAGGGCUUUGGAGGUGUUGAGGGAGAUGGUGGAGAGUGGUUUAGAGCCAACUCUCAAGACGUAUAAUGUGAUUCUUAAUGGGUAUUUCAAAGCGGGUCAGGUUAAAGAAGCUUGGCAGUUUUUCUUGGAGAUGAAAAGGCGAAGAAGAUGUGAGAUGGAUGUUGUUACCUACACAACUGUGGUUCAUGGGUUUGGGGUUGCAGGUGAGAUUCAAAAGGCGCGCCAAGUGUUUGAUGAAAUGAUUGGGUUAGGGAUACUUCCUUCUGUUGCCACUUACAAUGCAUAUAUUCAAGUUCUAUGCAAAAAAGACAAUGUGGAGAAUGCUAUUUUGGUGUUUGAGGAGAUGUUGAAGAAGGGUUAUACUCCUAAUGCAACAACAUACAAUGUAGUGAUCAGAGGGUUGUGUCAUGUUGGAAAGAUGGAUAGGGCAAUGGAGUAUUUGGAUAAGAUGAAAGAUGAUGAGUGCGGUCCGAAUGUUCAAACUUACAAUGUGAUCAUUAGGUAUUAUUGCGAUGAAGGUGAAAUCGAGAAGAGUUUGAAGGUUUUUAAGAGAAUGGGUAAUGGUGAAUGUUUGCCCAAUUUGGAUACAUACAAUGUUUUAAUAAGUGCAAUGUUUGGGAGGAAGAGAUCUGGCGAUCUAAUGGUGGCAGGGAAACUGCUGAUAGAAAUGGUGGAUAGAGGGUUUAUCCCUCGUAAGUUCACCUUCAAUCGAGUCUUGAAUGGCCUUUUGCUUACUGGAAAUCAAGAUUUUGCCAAAGAGAUACUUACAGCACAGAGCAGAUGUGGUCGUCUUCCUCGUCAGCUCAGAUUAUGAUACAAGUUUAUUUUGCCAAAGUUUCUGGAACAUGUGUCUUGUUGUGAUGUCGGUUGAAAAAUGUUGUUGGAUAUUGGAUAGGCAUUCUAUAUGAGAGCUUUUGCCAGCUUGAGGGCUUCAUAUUACUUCAUCGGUCCCAUAUUAUAAGCGGUGUUGGAAAUAUUUCAGGUAGUGACUACUGCUAGCGGGUGCUUUGCGGCUUCUUGCUGCAUCUCGGUCAAGGAAAUCAGACGGUACCAGUUAACCCGAAACCUUUCUUGAACAAUUUGACUGGGAAGGCUGUGAUUGUGAAACUCAAGUGGGGAAUGGAGUACAAAGGUUAUCUUGUCUCUGUAUGAACUUGCAGUUGUCUAACUCUGAGGAGUACAUUGAUGGUCAGUUUACUGGAGAGAUUCUGAUCAGAUGUAACAAUGUUCUCUAUUUACGAGGUGUACCAGAGGAUGCAGAUCGUGAUUAGCACUCGUGCAUUCAGAUCUAUCUGUUUUACAUUCAACGUCUUAUGUCUUUGUAUUUAGAUGUUAAGAUCUAAGAUGACACUUAAUUUAGAAAGCCUGAACUUAUGAUUGAUGCAAGUUUAAUUGGGUGAAUGUGCAUUUUUUCUGGACUUCUAUUAGUAUGUAUGAAUGUAUCAGACAAUGUUGAAUGUUAGUUAGUUUCUUCUUUUUUCCCUCA